CCAAUGCCCUGAGCUGGUCUAAGAUGAAGGUAUGGAAGCUCGCAGCCAUAGGCACCAUGGUCUUUGGCUCCAUGCUCUCGGUUUUGGUUUGUAGAGACCUGCUCAGCCGGGGCCUCAGAUCCGCUGCCUUCCCUUUGUCGCUGUUCUCCAGAACUGCCGCCACCACCGCCGCCGCCUCUCCCUCGCUGGCCCAGGGGCCAAGAAGACGUCCGCGGGAGCUGGGACGCCGCAGGUCGCUGAUCUCCCAGUAUAGCACUUUGUUUGAGAGCUACACGGAGGGGGAAAUCCACCAACUGAUCUCCACGCUGAUAGAGCGCUACAGCCAAUCCAUGAACUCGGGAGGCCACGAGCUGCCUCUCUUUGCCAAAGCCGGCAACCGGAUGAAGCGCGCUAAGACCCGCCAUAAGCCCUGCUCCCUCAAGGAGCUGGAGGUGACCAUCAGCGAGCUGGGCCUGGGCUACGAUUCGGACGAGACGGUCCUCUUCCGCUACUGCAGCGGGACCUGUGAUUCAGCUGUGCGGAACUACGACAUCUCUCUGAAGAACGUCCGAAGCAUGCGGAAGAUCCGGAAGGAGAAAGUGCGAGCCCGUCCAUGCUGUAGGCCCUUGUCCUACGAUGACGACGUCUCGUUCUUGGACGCGGGUAAUCGGUACUACACGGUAAACGAGGUCUCAGCCAAGGAAUGUGGCUGCGUGUGACCGAGUGGCGGGAGGGCGAAAUGCCAACGAGAAGGAAGAGAGUCUCCACCUCCCUCGGCUGCACCCAGGGGCUGCAAGCCAGGGUGCUCGUCCAAGGAGGAGCGCGAUGGAGAGCAGACGAGAGAGGACCAGACGGCGACAACUGCUUUGAAAGUCUACCUCAGGGCUGGUGAUGGAGGCACAGGGCCAAAGGAAUCUUGGGCUGGGGAACCAGCUUCUCUGGCAGGAUAUGCCGAGCACCUGGGGGAGAAGGGUGGCUUGAUUUUGGACCUUCCCCGAGGGCUUCCACCCCUCGGCCAGAGGGCACCGUGGCAGAAGGCCGUUCUUCUGAGUCUUGACCAAGAUGCAACCCUAUCUCCCCUGUUCUACAGAAGAGGGGGGCUUCCCAAGGCUGACGUUGCGUGGUUGGGAAAAAAACACGAGCGCCUCGCUUGUUCCAGGCGUUACGUGCCUGAGAAAGGGAUCUCGCCUGUGAUCUUCGACAGAUUUUGUCUGCUGACAUCUUGGAGCAACCACUGAGGGUCUGCGCGGGCGAAGCCUGGGAGGUCCUCCGUUAAGUGAUUCCAUUUGGGAACUGGAGCAGGGCCUCAAUUCCUGUCAGGCAGGCCAAGAUUUCUUAUUUUAAGACUUGCAGAAAAAGAGGCUGACAGGUUGAGGAAUUCUUCUCCUGCACCGUCAGACGAUGAUCCUAAUGUGAUGUUAAUGUACA
Messenger RNA from Python bivittatus (Burmese python), 1407 nucleotides. NCBI's taxonomy places the organism in Eukaryota, Metazoa, Chordata, Lepidosauria, Squamata, Pythonidae. The record is from RefSeq and is a predicted model, not a curated record.